Messenger RNA from Jaculus jaculus (lesser Egyptian jerboa), 3127 nucleotides. RefSeq names its product single stranded DNA binding protein 3 (gene Ssbp3). Gene Ontology annotation, biological process: positive regulation of transcription by RNA polymerase II. Gene Ontology annotation, cellular component: nucleus. Lineage: Eukaryota; Metazoa; Chordata; Mammalia; Rodentia; Dipodidae. The record is from RefSeq and is a predicted model, not a curated record. Gene Ontology annotation, molecular function: single-stranded DNA binding; protein binding. The transcript is spliced from 18 exons. Bases 136 to 1302 code for a protein of 388 amino acids.
UCGGCGGGAGCAGGGCAGCUCGGGGAGACCGGACUGGUAAAAGCUGCAAUUGCAGCAGCAGUUGCAGCAGCAGCAGCAGCAGCAGUAGCAGCAUUUGCAGCAGCGUUUGCAGCAUCCUCCUCUUCUCCGCGAACAAUGUUUGCAAAAGGCAAAGGCUCGGCGGUGCCCUCGGACGGGCAGGCACGGGAAAAGUUAGCUUUAUAUGUCUACGAAUAUUUACUGCACGUAGGAGCACAGAAAUCCGCACAGACCUUCUUAUCAGAGAUUCGAUGGGAAAAAAACAUCACGCUGGGAGAACCGCCAGGGUUUCUGCACUCAUGGUGGUGCGUAUUUUGGGACCUUUACUGUGCGGCUCCCGAAAGGAGAGACACUUGUGAACAUUCAAGUGAAGCAAAAGCCUUUCAUGAUUACAGUGCAGCAGCUGCCCCAAGUCCUGUGCUUGGCAACAUUCCCCCCAACGACGGCAUGCCCGGAGGCCCCAUCCCACCAGGUUUCUUUCAGGGUCCUCCGGGGUCACAGCCCUCGCCUCACGCACAGCCUCCACCCCACAAUCCCAGCAGCAUGAUGGGACCCCACAGUCAGCCUUUUAUGUCGCCACGCUACGCAGGCGGCCCCAGGCCCCCGAUCAGAAUGGGAAACCAGCCUCCAGGGGGCGUUCCUGGAACACAGCCAUUGUUACCCAACUCUAUGGAUCCCACGCGACAACAAGGUCACCCCAACAUGGGAGGAUCAAUGCAGAGGAUGAACCCACCCCGAGGCAUGGGGCCCAUGGGUCCUGGCCCACAGAAUUACAGCAGCGGCAUGAGACCACCACCCAACUCCCUCGGCCCCGCCAUGCCUGGGAUUAACAUGGGCCCAGGAGCUGCCAGACCCUGGCCCAAUCCCAACAGUGCUAACUCAAUCCCAUACUCCUCCUCAUCACCCGGUACCUAUGUGGGACCCCCCGGUGGUGGCGGCCCUCCAGGAACCCCCAUCAUGCCUAGUCCUGCGGAUUCAACAAAUUCCAGUGACAACAUCUACACAAUGAUUAAUCCCGUGCCGCCCGGAGGCAGCCGGUCCAACUUCCCGAUGGGGCCUGGCUCGGACGGCCCGAUGGGGGGCAUGGGUGGCAUGGAGCCUCACCACAUGAACGGAUCAUUAGGAUCAGGUGACAUAGACGGACUUCCAAAAAAUUCUCCUAACAACAUAAGUGGCAUUAGCAAUCCUCCAGGCACCCCUCGAGACGAUGGUGAGCUAGGAGGGAACUUCCUUCACUCCUUCCAGAAUGACAAUUACUCUCCAAGCAUGACUAUGAGCGUGUGAACCCCUCUCCACAACGCUGAGAGCCGGCAUUGCAGGCAGAAGAUGCCAGAAAUUAUGCAAGAAGAAGUGAGGUGUCGCUACCAGGAGCCGGGGGAGGGCGUCUCCCACUCCCCCUCCACCCUCCAACCCACUCCCCCCCAACCUCUUCCCAAUUUUAGUUUCAUGCAAUAAAAAGGCCAAACUUCUUAUUCCAUAAAACAUGAAGGACAGAACUCAAAUAAAGAUAUAUUUCAAGUCAAUGACCAGAAAAAAAAAAAAAUACUAACACCCCCACCACCACCCCCCCCCCCCUUGCUUCUCCCAAAAGGACUUUUUUCUGUAAAUGACACUUUUUGGUUGUUUUAUUUUUGUGUGUGUGCGUGUGUUUGUUUGUUUGUUUUUGUUUGGGGUUUUUACCUUUACUAGGAUUUUUAAAAUUUGUUUCCAAGGGGGCAUCUUGGGGAAAAAUAUUUUUUUUUUUUUAAUAAUGGAAACUUCUAGCAAGCCCUACACCUCACCCCAGUUAAUCUCUUUGCUUUCUUUUUAAAAUAACUAAAUUUAAAAGGGAGGGGGAGGAGAAAAGGCCAAAAAGAAAAGGAAAGAAGAAAAACCCACAAGUCCCCCUGCCUCUUCCCAAACCCUACCACCAGGAAAGCUAGGCAAGGUGUGAGAUCUUGCACUGACUCUGUUAGCCAUCUGAAAAUAAUAAACUCGACAGUUUAUACCCGGUGGUUUCUUUUAAAUGCUAUUUGGGAAAGAGAAAAAGUCAGCCCUUUUUUUUUUUUUUUUUUUUUUUUUUCACAUAGGGAUUUGGGCCUAUACAGUGGGCAAGGAGGGCAAGGAGCCUGCUUUGUUCUGUCUUGGUUGGCACAGCAACACACUUGGACCCCCCAACUGCCCCCUCUUCCCCCCCUCCCCACUCCAUCAUCAUCAUCAUCAUGUGGCCAGAGUACCCAGCACACGGCAAGCCCAGUCGAAGCCAUCACUGUGACCUCUGGGGUACACGAUGUCUCAAGACGUCUGCCUCCUCUUGGCAUCUCUCCUGGCCAGCCCAUCUCCCCAGCGAGAAUCCUGCCCGCUGGCUGAUGGCCCAGGCCUGGUAGGGGAGGGUCCCCCUUGCCCCCCUCCCACCACAGGAUGGUUGUGACCUGGGACAUGGAAACUGACCUCUGCCUUCUGGUCUUACCCCUCGCCUGGUGUGCAUGGGCAGGGUGGCCUGAAGUAGUUUCUCUCUCUCUCUCUCUCUCUCUCUCUCUUUCUCUCUCCCCAACCCCCUUUGUUCAUCCAUCCUCAAAGAUGGGCUGUUGGCCAGAAUUGUUCUGUAUUUUGCUUGGAACUGAUGGACAGACUGGCAUCGCAGUGGGCUGGGGCCGGGAGGGGGAGGCACCAGCAAAACUCAACACGAUGCUGUUUCUGGUUCUGUUUUUAUUUUCAAAAACCGACCAACCCGACGGAGCCUGUCCGCUCAGGAGGGGUGACUCGUGGGCCCCCACACACACGGAAACCUUUUGUGUCUUGCCCUGGAAGACACCCCGAAUUCUUUGUACAUUUAUACCCUUCUUCACCACCCCUAGCCCCCCCUCCUUCCCCCCUCCCCCCCGUAGCUGGUCCUUGUUUUUUCCUUCCCCCUUCUGACCCAUGUAUAUCAUAUUAUGUGAGAUACCAUCUGCCUGAAAAAAGACCUUGUGCGGAUUAUUGGGAACAUUGUAGCUGUUUUCUGUGUUUUUUCUUACCUUGUAGUCUGGUUCUGAAUUGAGAGGAAAAAAAAAAAGUAAUUAUUAUACAUUGUAGUUUGUGUACGAUAUAUGUUGAUAACGUUUUAUUAAAGGGACAUCUUUUUUCCGCA